Molecule: messenger RNA, 6032 nt
Organism: Leptonychotes weddellii (Weddell seal)
Lineage: Eukaryota; Metazoa; Chordata; Mammalia; Carnivora; Phocidae
Source: RefSeq, a predicted model, not a curated record
CAGGCAUGUCUCCCGCGUCUCGCCUCGAAUUUCAUAUUUCGCUCAAAGUUCCCCCCCGACCCUCAGCGUGCCCUUCCUCUUCGCAGGAAGCGGGGCGUUAGAGAAGGAGAAUAAACAAGGCUCCGGACGUGAGGCGAAGAUGGAGGAAGGCGCCCAGGCCCCAGACUGGGACAGUGAUGAAACUGUGAUAGACGGGUCGGUGACGGAGAGCGACCUGGAUGACGAGGAGCUGCCCUGGAGAAGGUUGCUCUUUGAUCAAGACACAUCUCUUAGAUCUGAAUUCAGUCUCCAUCCUGGUAUAAGUGGAAUGUACAAAGGCACACCUUCUCCUGAGAUUCAACUUGUGUUCAAAUUCAGAGAGGAUCCACAAGAGCAAAAGAGUAAAAAUAAGAUAAUGCCUCUUAGUGAGAAUGCAGUCUUACAGCAACCUCAAGAUGAAAUGGAACAAAAUGAAGCUCUGUUCCAGAAUAAAAAAAGUUUUCCAAUGAUCACUAGGUCAUUUUCCCAGGCUGAACUUUCAGUGAACCACCAAAGCAUUCAAGGGCCUGAGGCUGAAAAUCCUGAAAUUUUGCCAAACCCAGAUAAGGAACUAAGCACAGACAGAGACUCUCCUGAAAUUAGCUUUCUCUCAGGUACUACUACUAAAGUAUCUGAUGUGGUGGUUGUAAAGGAGAAACCAUUACUAGAGCCAGAGAAGAUCUUAGCAGUACCAAACAACUUUUCUGAGUCUGGAAAGGAAGCCACAUUGACCAUGAAUUCUGAAGAAACCAAGGAUGAAGAAAGUUCUCUUAAAACUUUUGUGUCUGCCUUAGAAAGGUUACUCACAUCACCAGAAAUCACUCAGGAGGAAAGACUGUUGGAAAUAAUGAGUGAUUUUGAACCUAAAGAGUUGGCCAACCCAUUGAGCAAUUCUCCAAGUUCCAUAUCAGUAUCUUUGACAUGUCACAAAGAUUUACUAGAAAACACAAAGGAUGAUGCAUUGCCAACUGAGUUGUUAGCAGUCCUAAACACAUUAUCAGAGGGCAACGUGGGACCCGUUUGUCAUGGAGAGGAGGGAGGCAGCAGUCUCAGGGCUGGAAAUGAAUAUUCUGGAGUGGAGCCCAAGAAGUCUCAGACCACUGAAGAUUGUACACAAAUAGCAGAGACUCUAGAAGAUCCAAAUCUAUCUGGGCUGCAAACUUUGGUUCAUCAAAGUGUCACCUCUUGUGAUCCACUAAAUAAUAAGGGUAAUUCAAAUUCGGUGGAAAAUAAGUCUGACGAGGACCCUCCAUGUGUGUUAAGGAGAUCGUCCAGACUGAGAGCAGGCAGAAAUGAAAAGCACACAGAUGACAAGUAUAAGAUGCCAAAAAAGAUUUUACCAAAGAUACUUGUCAGUGAGAAUCAAACAAAUAAUAACUCUUCAACUAAGAAUUUCAGAAUGCAGGAUCCUGCUUUAAUGAUUAAAGGUAAAGGGAAGAAUAUGCAUUCAGCCAGACUCAAAAGUGGAGAACAGAUGCAGAGAAACAAAAAAUUUGCUGGAAAAAAUGAAAAAAUGAAGAGGAAUAAAGUAUCUCUGUCUAGCAUUAACCGUAGAAACAUUUUUGGAGAGAACUUACUGUAUCAGGCUGCUCUGCAUAAUGACAUUGAUCUUGUUCAUCAUUAUAUAAUGAAAGGGGGAAAUGUUAAUCAGCCAAGUUAUGCUGGUUGGACAGCACUUCAUGAAGCUAGUGUAGGAGGAUUUUAUCAGACAGCAAGUGAACUAUUAAAAGGUGGAGCAGAUGUAAAUAUCACAGGAAUGUACCAGAUCACUCCCCUACAUGAUGCUGUGAUAAAUGGACAUUACAAGGUGGCAGAGUUACUUCUUUUGAAUGGAGCCGAUCCGUUACUUAGAAGUGACGGUGGAAAGUGUCCUUUGGAUGAGGCCAAAGAUUCAUGUAUGAAGCGUCUCCUUGAGAAAUAUAUUCCUAAACACCAAAAACCAGCUCAAAAGAACAGCACCGACCCAUUAGACAUAGAGGAUGCACACCAGCACAAGAAACCAAAAUUCAGUUCUAAAAAUCUCAUUGGGUUCGUUUGUAAUGAAAAUUCCAACAGACAGAAGUCAGAACUUGAAAAAGUUGAUAAAGGAAGUAAAGGAGGAUUAUUUAUAAAUAAAGAAGAUGUAUAUGAACCUUACCAAAAAGAUUCCAAAGACACAAAAUUUGGUAAAUCCAAGCAUAAACAAUCAACUCUUAACCAAAUACACUCUACUAGGGGACUCAGAAAGAAGAGUCUUCAGAAUGUCAAAGGUCCUAACACAAAUGUGUCUAAUGAUAAAGGAAGAAGAAACACACAACAUAAAAGAACUCAAGUGGAUGAUGCAAAACAAGAAAUACACAUUCCAAGAAAGAUAAUAGCUCUUUCUUCUUUCAGAAGAAGAAACAGAUUGGUUAAUGGUCAGCAAGAUAAUCUCCAAGCCUUUGAUGACCUUCCAGAAAAGUCACAUAAACUUUUUAGCCCACCUCUGUCAAGCCUGAAAAAUGGAUUAGGUAACAAUAUUGAGGCUUGUUCAAUUCCCAGAGAGACACAUACCCAGAGCCUAGAUUUAUCAGAUAAUCAAGAAAUAAAAUUCUUAGAAUCCACUGACCAAGAGGAAGCUGUUCUUUUCUCAGGACUUUCCUUACAGAAAGAAAUCAAGUUACCACUUGUUACUACAGAUCAGCAGUCUCAUACUCACCAAGAACAGCAGCACAUUAGCCCUUAUAAAUCUCCUGAAAACAGUAACUCAGGUCAAAAAGGUGAGAGCCUUAAUAAGUGGGAACAUUCUUUUGCAUCCUUUAUAAAGGAAAAUUUUAAUAAUGUUGAUGAUGAUGAUUGCUUUACCUCUGAGAAGACUAUAGCAUGUAAAAGACCGGUAUGUUUUACAGGUUGCAAAAACCACUGUAGUUAUAACGAGAAUAUAACAAAUACAGAAGAAAUGGAUUUUCAUCAGUUUUUCCCUUCUGAAAACCAUUUUUCACAGGAAAAUGAAUUAAAAGCAUACAGUCUAAUCAUACUUCCACAACAGGAAGCUGUUAAUCUUUCUGAUUCAGAUAAUACAAUAGGUCCUGAACAACAUAUUGCCAAUUAUGAACAAUGCGCAUGUGAAACUUCUUUUGAUCACUCACAUGGCAAUCCUGAGCAUACUUCCCUAGCUUGUCCAAGAACAUUUUCAACACAGGAAGCUUCAAAGUUGACUAGUCAUGUGAAGCUAUUCAAAAGGUCUCAAGAUUUUAGCUCCAGAGCACCGACUCCUUUAAUGGAUCAAACAGAUACACAUAUUGUGGAAAAGGUAAAUGAGGGAGAAGACACUAAAAGGAAUUACAAUGAUGAAAGCCAGAAAACAAGUUCUUCAAAUGGGCCUUCAUCCACAGUUGUUAAUUCUCAAGUAAUAGAAACAACUACAGUUAAAAAAAGGAAACAAGAUCUUCCAGAGAGCAAAACCAUACAUGAUACAUUUUUUUAUUCCACUGACAAUACCAGUAAAGAAUUGGCCAACAUCUCACAACUUAGACAGAAAGAAGAAAAGGAAAUUUCUCAUAAACCAGAUGAGGAAUUAACUAAUAAUAUCAAUGGAGAUGAAAGCACUAUGAGAAAUGGUGAGAAAAAAGAAAAAACAAAUUCUGAAAUUUGCAUGUCUAAUAUCCAAGAACACAAAAAAGUUCAGAAUUUCAGAAAAAGGCAAAAUUUAUUGAAAGCUACCUGCAGCCAAGCAUUUGACAGAAAAGAAGCCUCAGUUUUACUUGGCAAAUUUACAGAAGUAAAAACAGCUGGGAUCAAUAAGAGGAAUGCCAGAGGGGAAAGCCAGCUUCAUUUGGCUGCCAGAAGAGGAAAUUUGACUCUGGUGAAGGCUCUAAUAGAAUCUGGAGCAGAUGUGAAUCUAAAAGAUAAUGCAGGUUGGACACCACUUCAUGAGGCAUCUAGUGAGGGAUCUAAUGAUAUAAUUGUAGAGUUGUUAAAAGCUGGUGCUAAUGUUAAUUGUGAAAAUCUAGAUGGGAUUAAUCCCUUACAUGAUGCUGCUGCCAACGAUCAUUUAAAGGCAGCUGAGAUUCUACUACAACAUGGAGCAAACCCAAAUCAAAAGAAUCAAAAGCAGAAGACUGCUUUGGAUGAAGCAGAUAAUGAAAAAAUGAAAGAGCUGCUGAAAUCUUAUGGUGCAAUUGAGACUGAUAAUAGAGAUGAAAGUAAUGUUAUAACCACUGUCAAAAUUCCUGCUGUCCGACCAAAAAGACUUAAACGGUGUUUUUGUGAUGACUGCAAAACUGUUGAUCCACCUUCUCUUUCACACAGAGAAAAGACAAGAGAAAGCCAUCCUGUGCAUCAGACCAUCAGUGCCAUUUUACAAGAUAUAGAAGAAAAACAAGAAAAUUUACUAGAAUUUGAAAUAAGAACCCCUGAAGAUGCAGAACAAUACAUUGAAAAGAUGUUAGAGAUAAAAGAGAUUAUGGAUAAUGUGCUUGCCAAACAGAAAGCAGAAAGGGAUGAUCUGGCUAAAAAAUACAGGGUGUCCGUAGAAUCAUUUAAGCAAGGAGUCCUGAGAGAACAACUGGCUAACUUGGCCACAAGACAGAAGAACCUUUUAGUUGUGGCAAAAAAACAGAAAAAAAUUAGCCAGAAAAUUCAAAACUAUAAAAACAUUACAUCUUUGUCUGGUCCUAGUUUGAGGAAUCUGCCAUCCAGCUCAGAAAUCACUAGUGAAAAGGACAGCCAAGAGCUUACCAGUCUGGAAAAUUCAUUGCAGCCCCAAUCAGGUUCACUUUCUCCUGUAGGCCAUAUUUGUGGAAGCAUGCAAGAAACACAGUUGUCUCUGGAUAUGUGGAAUGGCAGCCAAAAUACCAACACUUGUGUAAACUCAGAAACAGUGAGAAGAGAAGAAUUUUCUGGAAAUGAACUGAAUUCUAAACAAAAUGUCAAUGACUGUACCUUGGAUGGGUUAUCAAAAUCCAGACAUUCAGAUGGUAGUAAGAAGAUUAAAUUACCAUCCCAACCUGUUGCCUUUAUUACUCAAGAAGAACAUUCGCAAAAAGAAAAUGAUCUUAUAGAAACUCCAGCCAAAGGGCACAAAUCCUAUAGUAGUCCUUCAGCAGUAACUAGUACAUUAAAUAUUUCAGAGACUACAAGCAUACUUGCUGAAAAUGAUGCCCAUCCAUCGACUUUUAUUUGCGAUCAGGCUCCUACCAGUUGUGAUCCAAAAAGAAGGAAGAGGAAAAUAGCUUCCCAGCAACAACCUAGGGGGACAUUAGAAUCCCUGGCACAUCAAGGGACUGAUGCCUUCGGCAGCAGCAGUACUGGGUAUCAGACGAAAUCGUAUCUUAAAAAAUCAGCUUUUGCUGUUCCCCAUGCUAGAGACAGUCAGAACUCCUCUUCCUCUGGGUGUGGCCGUCAACGUACAAUAAGAAAGCCUUUAAACUACAGCACUAGGAAGAAAUGUAUGCAGAUAAAGGAUCUGAUAUUACUCGGAAGAAUUAAUCCAGGAAAUAACAUUCUGGAAUUCAAAACACAGGAGACUACUCACAAAGCCAGUGUUUUACUGAGUGGUAAAAUUAAGGUAGAAAAUGGUCAGAUUUAUCAAAAUCCAGUCACCUGGCUCAAGGAUCUUCUAGGAGGCGACAGUUACGUGACUUGGAAUUACGCUUGGAGUAAGGUGACGUAUCUGGGGAAGGAGCUUUUAAAGUAUGUUUCUGAGGAAGUACCCAUACCCACAGAGCCAUCCGUGGUACCUCAGCAACAUCAACCUUGUCUUCCAGGAACUUCCAGAGAGUCAAUGCAAAGCAUCCCACAUUAUCUACAAAUAAAUGAAGUACUAUUAAUCAGCGAUCAAGAAUUUCUCCCAUGCCAUAUAAUGGAUCAGCAUUGGAAGUUCUAUGUGGAAUGUGAAGAGCUAACAUUCUAAAACCUUAUUUUUGUAAUAAUUUAUUAUACAUGUGUUCAUGUUAUCAACCCACAUUCAUAUCUUAUCUUAUAUGGGCUGGAGGGCCUAUUGUAACACACACUUCAUGAGUUGCUACUUAAAAUGUGUUUAUGGUGUAAGAAAA